Molecule: messenger RNA, 6473 nt
Organism: Mya arenaria
Lineage: Eukaryota; Metazoa; Mollusca; Bivalvia; Myida; Myidae
Product: monocarboxylate transporter 13-like
Exons: 10
Coding region: 4629-6260 (543 amino acids)
Biological process (GO): transmembrane transport; monocarboxylic acid transport
Molecular function (GO): monocarboxylic acid transmembrane transporter activity
Source: RefSeq, a predicted model, not a curated record
AUACAUGUUUUCAGCAGCAUGUAAUGACAGGUUAGUAGCACUGAAUGGCAGUGAGGUAUAAUUUGGUCUCUAAGUUGGUAGAUUGGGUUCAAAUGCGGGAGAAUGUCAAGUCCCUUUUGUUUUCAGUCAGAAACAGAGAUGGCCCAUUUAUCAUCAUUUUUGUAAACAAAAACUUGAUGUUGUUACUAUUUUUAGAUUUUUGGAAAAUACGCAUAAAAUACAUCAUGCAGGCGCGUACCUAGGCAUACGCCAGUACGCCAAUGCGUACACUUCGUCAGAAAAAAAAGCGAAAAAAUAAAAGUUCCAAAAAUGCAAUAAAAAGUAAAGGCUGGGGGUGGUAUAAGAAAUAAUUACGUCAGAAUUUUAUCGUUUGUUGGAUUUUAUAGUGUAAUACCUAAAUUCCGCAAAAAAGGUGAUCACGAUGUAGAUCUCAACUUAAGUUAUACACGCGUUAUUUUCCCAUAACCUGCCAAAUCGGUGUGGAUCCUGUUGACCUCCUGGUAAAUGAUCCGAAUGAUGUUUACAAGGCGGGACUUUUAAAAAUGACUGAACAGACAUUUAAUCCGCCUUACGGUGAUAUUUUCGGGCAAAAACUAGACGACAGUGAGAAGAAAGAGCUAUUAACCGCAACUUGGAACAACGUUCACCGGUAUAAGUUCCCUUCAAGGUCAGUACUAUAUAAUGUUAUGAUAUAUCUUGCAUGGUUUAUUAAAACAUCCUUAUCGAAAUUCUUCUCUUAGCUUAUCCACAACCGUUUGUUUACUAUCUCGGCUCGAGGAGUAGAUUCGUCAUUGCAGAGUCAUCGUUAUACCGCCUUUCUGUGCCGUCUGGUCUUGAUCUAAUUGGGUGGCUGUUUGUUUUGCAUGUGGUGUGCCCUGCAAGACCUUCAAUCUACUUUUGAUAUGCCCUUUUAUCACAUAAAUACUCUUUAUCUUCGAUUUGAGAACAAUUCACGGAACAUGUGUGAUAACAAAAAACGAAGUGAAUUCGUACGCACCGCAUUUCAUACACAAAACUGUUUAGGUAAUAACAAUAAUCCGUCACUCGUUUUCUUUUGAGAUCCAGAUUUCUUAAGUUCGUCUCGAGAAAGACAUUUAUUAACCUCGCAAAUUGUCUCGGUUAAUAGCUGUUAAUUUCAAGACCCAUUUAAGAAAUGUUGAUCUCCAAAGAAAACCCAUGACGGAUCGUAUAUUUCUCAAAUAGUUUUAAUAAGCAUUUACACAGCUUCUGACACAAGGUGUCAUUUUGUUCAUCUAGUAGAUAUUCAGGGCUGCCAUUUUCUACACCUAUUAAAUAUGCGUUUACGGUUGUUUUUGUGUAGUACAUCCUGUAUAUAUUUCUGUUUAGGCUAAACGUAACGAUGCCGACGUAUGGGAUGCGCUUUACGACAAGUCAGUAUCAACUGCACACGACGUCGAUGUAGAGCCGUCGGUCCCACGGCGAUUUGGACGUCAAGUUCACAGACCGAACGCCCCAGCAAAGACCAUUUCCCAGUACUGGAAGACAAACAUUUACCUGCCGUUCGUAGAUCAUUUGCUUGUUGAUCUAGACGCACGGCUGUUGAAAGGCAAUGGACGGUACAAGGCACAGUAUCUGCUGCCUCCAAAGGUCGACGGUCUCACCCAUGCCGUAACGAUAGAAAUAUUCCAGGAGUUCAUGUUAGAUCUGCCAGAUGACGAGCCGACUUUCGAGCGAGAGUGUCAACGUUGGACAGCGAAGUGGACUGUAACUUCACCUGCUCCCUACUCAACCCUGGAAAAAGCAUUGGACGUAGCUAAUGAGGCAUCGUAUCCUAACAUAAGGAUCUGCCUCAUGGUUCUGUUGUGUAUGCCAGUAGCAACGGCCACGACUGAGCGCUUAUUUUCGACAAUGCGUCGAGUCAAAACGUAUUUGAGGAGUACCAUGACAACUGAGCGAAUGUCAGGCCUGGGUUUGAUGAACAUUUACAGCGAACGCAAUAUCAACGCCGAACAUGUCUUUGACAUAUUUGCAAGAAAAAAGGAUCGUCGCCUGGCUCUUUUAUUCAGAAUUUAAUAACCAUUGUUAUGCACAGUGCCAUAUUUAGGGAAUAGAUCCGCUAAAGACAGGUUGACUGUAUCUUAUUCUAAGAAGGUCAUUAACAAACAGUAUUGAAGAUAAUUAAUGACAGCUGGUGGCUUAAUGCCAAAAGAAACUAUUCUAGAACGCUCUUAUAAAAGCGUUCUUCAUUAAUUGAACACCUUUUUCAAAGACCACACUGUCCUAGUUUUUGGUUUUGACUGGUCGCUUAAAACUGGUUUGACUGUAUUUCUUCCUAAUAUCCUACCGAUAACUAUUAUGUAACAUGUUGUUGAAGUCUAGGUAAUAUAUUGCAUUCGCUUCUUCAGUUUAAGAUUUUUUUUAACUUUUUUGCUUUUAAUUUUAGUCCAAUCAAAAUACUCAUACUUAACAAUUAAGAAAAACAUAAUCUUAAGAAGCUACUGGAAUAUGCGCUUAUCAGAAGCACGGUGGAGAACCCACGUAACUUAUUUGGUAAAGUGCACGGCAACAAAUGUCAACAAGUCCCGAUUCAGGUAAGGUUUUUAAAGAUAACUUUCUUAAUAUUUGGAGAAAUUUUGAGAAAUAAAGACCAUAAACCCCGCAUUUAAGAGCUCUAUCCAUGGUAAUAAAGAACUUUCUCUAAUAUCCUAAAAUUUUCCUGAAAAUCUUGACCAACUGAUUUCUCAGAGUUGAAAUCUAAGGCAAAGUACACGACUUUUGAUAAAUCUAUCGAUUUACUUCAUGUUAGCCGUAAAUAUUUCAUACACAAAUCUUAUUUUAAGGAAAUUUUAUGUAUUUUAAAGUUUUCAGCGUGUAUUGUUGAACUUCUUAUAGUUAUUUCAAAGGCGAAAAUGAACUAAAACCAAACAUCUGUUGACAUUUGUUGCCGUGCACUUUACCGAAUAAGUCACGUGGGUUCUCCACCGUGAGAAGAGUAAGAACUAACUGAUCCGAUUACGAUAGUUGUAUGCCUGAGUGAUAAAUUUCAUGUAAACGCCACAGCAAAGCACAUUAACAGGUGCGUUUAAUUAUCAUGUUUACAAAUCGUCAGGCGUGCAUGAAUACAAGUUCGGUGAUAUUCUGAUUGUUAUCAUCAUUUUAGUCCCGUGAAAGAACACAUAUUUUCCCAUACAUUUUAAAAGUAAAAUAAUUAAGUAUAGAUCUAUUUGUGUUAAGUUACAAUAUUUUAUUAACUUAUCUAGAUACUGUUAAGCAUAGCAUGGAGACAGUUUCAGUCUCCGCAUGUGGUUAAAUAUACCGGUGAGGUGCGCAAGCCUUUCUGGUCAACGCAAUAUCUCAAUUAUUCAGCGGAUUGGAUGUUAAAUAGAGACGCCACCCAUCAACCCAGAUCUGUUUGUUUAUUUAAAUCAAAUACAAGUAUUGAUUUUUGGAAAAUAAUAAUAAAAAAUAAAUAUCGGGACUAACAAUGUUAAUUAAGAAUCAUCCGAAAAAGAACUGUCCGAAAUCACGUCACUACUUGUAUCUGAACUACAAUCGGAAAGAGCUACGCAAGUUUCUUUAUCUGUUUGGAGACUGCACUCUUUAAAUCUGGCAACUGCCUUAGUUGAUCAAUAUCAACAUCACUCUUCUCUUUUUCAUGUCCUUCACCUUCCGUUUUUUCGCGUCUAGCUUCCUGCGCAACGCCUCCUUCUCCUGUAUUUUUUGCAGACGUCUCUCCUCGGUUUCAAGCGAUUGCAUUUCUUCCAACAUGGAGGUCAUCUCAGCAUCCGAGUCCGAUUACAUUUUCAUUACACAAAUGUCUAUAAAACAGUUUAUAAAUACCGCGCCCAAACGAGCUCGCUGUCGGCGCUUUGCUGUUACAACCUCCCUCCUAUUUAGCUUUGUUCCACAUCUAACUUAUUAAAUAGAUGAAACUGAGUGAAACCCACUCAAAUAUUCAAUCCUUUCUUUUUAUAAAACUUAUUUCAAGAACAACUGUCAGGCACGACAAACAAAGAUCGAAUGAAUAUUUAAGCGCGGAAAAAUUUGCACCAGAACUAUCGCAAUACAAAGCAACCAAUCAGAAUUGAUAUGAUAUUAAUUACUGCCGGAAGUGACUGCCUGUAAACUUUGACAUAUUCUUAAAUAUCAUCAAUUAAACUUCGCCCGUUUCUAUACAGAUCGUAAACUUUCUAGGCGGAACUCGAAUUUUAGUAUAAAAUGCGUCGUAAUGACAUUCAUCGCAUGAAUUCUGCCCGUAACUUUACGGCUGUUCAGUGCACUUCAGUAGCUAGCUAUUCAUAAAAACAUUUAACCUGAUUCACUAUUCAGCGCCCGUGAAACAAGUAACUAGUAUACAGAUGAUAUAAAUUGAUAUUGCCUGAGUGUUUGGUUAUAUGUGUUACAUGUGUUUUGUGGAGGAAACUCAAAGAGACGCAUUGGUGAGAAACGAGUGUGUUAACCACUGCAUUAGCUGGUUAGGCAAGUAAACUUAUGGAAUGGUGAAGGACAAGUAAUGGAACGACAAUGGGACAGCUGUAGUUAAUUGAAGUCUAGAGUGUGUGUUUUCUCUUGUAACUUUAAACAGAUGUGCGUAUUAUUGCGAGUUAUAUAACGACUUUUAAAUAUUCCGAAAUAUUGACCUGGUACCUGCCUGUAAAAAGGUAGUCAUGGGUGAUAAAACAUUGAAACAGAACGACAAUCACACGGACAUUGUUCAGGACAGUGCUUGGUGCUGGGUGAUUGUGAUCGGUGCAUUCCUCGCUCACGUGAUCACCCAUGGUAUACUUUACUCGUUCGGAAUCCUAUUUAUAGCACUGGAGGAGAAAUAUGGGGGCACAAAAGCUGAGAUCGCAUUGAUACCGUCCCUCAUGUCUGGUACUUUGUACCUUGUAGGCCCCUUGGUGAGCGCCCUUAUAACACGGUACGGCUGUCGGACUGUAACGGCGCUAGGUGCUGUGAUCGGCGCGCUAGGCUUUAUAACCAGCGUUUUUGCAAAUAGCCUAUACCUGCUGUACUUCACACUCGGUGUCCUGACAGGCUGUGGGUUUGGGUUCGUAUUUCUGGCGGCCAUUGUGGUGGUGACACGCCAUUUCCAGAAACACCGCUCUCUCGCUUGCGGCCUCGCACUUUCAGGGGCCGGUGGAGGCGCCUUCAUUUGCAGUCCAUUGAUAGAAUGGCUGCUGGCGACCUUCUCACUGUCGGGAACGCUCCUAAUACUGGCGGCUAUCGUGCUCAACUGCAUUCCUUGUGGCCUCCUCUUUCGGUCCGUCCGUGGCGCACAUACAAACAGGGCGGCAGAGACCGGCCGCGAUCUGGAAUAUGAUAGUGUAUUGCAUGAAACGUUCGAGGUGUGUGGUGAUGCUGAGCAAGAAGUGCAAGUUCAUUACGAUGCCAAGGAUGAAUUUGAUACAUUCAAACAAAACCAGACUGAAGGAUCUGAGCAUUAUACUGAACUUGCAAACAUGCCCUCGAAACUCUUUGGUAGCUCGGAGGAGGACAACGGACUGCAGAAUUCAAACUAUGAAGCGGAAACACAAUCUGUCAUCGUCGACGACAACAUUGUUAUCGAAAUUGUGAAUCAGAAUGAAUUCAAAGAAAAAGAAGCGUUUAUUCAAGAAAAGACAGCAAAUCAAAAUGAGAAAACAUUCAAACCUCCGAACCGGAGACGGAAGUAUUUUGACCGGAAAUGUCCAAUACUAGGCCGGUACCUGUCCUUGAUCAGUCGCUUAGAACCAGUUGUUUUCUUCAUUUCCCAGUUCUUGUUCUUCGUGGGCUUCUAUCUGCCCUUUAUCUACAUUCCCGACAAGGCACGACUACACGGUAUCCCUGAACGUCAGGCGGUCUGGGUUGCUUCCACCAUCGGACUGUCCAGCAUAGCAGGCAGGGUCAUCCUCGGCUAUGUGGCUGACCGGCCAUACGUCAACAGAAUGGUUCUAUUUAAAGCGGCGCUGAUAGUUACGGGCGUCAGCACGGCCGCCGGGCCGCUCUUCGUCUCCCUCUGGUCGCUUCUUCUGUAUGCCGUUGUAUUCGGAAUAUCCAGUGGGAUCUCGCUGUCUCUGACAUCAGUGGUGCUAGUAGACCUGGUGGGGAUGGAUCUACUUCCGGAAGCGUUCGGGCUGAACAAUGUCUUCAGUGGAGUUGGCUCCCUCCUUGGGCCUAUGUUUGCAGGUGUGCUUUAUGACGUCACACAGAGCUACGUGGCUCCCUUUCUUGUGCCCGGAAGUGCAAUGACAGCUUCCGGUAUUCUGCUUAUUAUUGUCACGUGUUGUACCUCUCGCAAUAAAAACAUUGAAAGAUAAUUUGUGUAUUUUUAUCGUAACGUAGACGUCGCAAUUACAUAAAAUCCUUGCAAAGACGCCAUCUUGUAAAUAUCGCAGCCACAUGUGUUCACACCUUAUAUUGACAUAAUUGAUGGCUGUAAAACGUGCUGACAACAGUGAAUAUUGUUUCCUCACUUUUUAAACUUCGAAUGAUUUUUUUCUUAUUUUUUUUCUUAGUAUCCGUGAUAAUUA